Messenger RNA from Scylla paramamosain (green mud crab), 1323 nucleotides. RefSeq lists its product as uncharacterized. The transcript is spliced from 3 exons. The record is from RefSeq and is a predicted model, not a curated record. Lineage: Eukaryota; Metazoa; Arthropoda; Malacostraca; Decapoda; Portunidae. The coding region runs from base 135 to 803 and encodes 222 amino acids.
GGAGGAAGUGGAGGGCGGCACGAAGGGGACGCUGGUGGAGAUGAAACCAGGGGGACGAGGAGGAAGGGGGAGAGACGACCCAGGAGGAGGCGAAGGAGGAGGGAAAGGAAAAGGGAAGUUAGCCAUGAAGGAAGAUGCAUCUCAGGAGAAGUUUUCUAGUUCGUCUUCGUUUGAAACUUCAGUCAAGAGGAGCGCUGAGUUCCAAGGCACUGAAGGAACGAGACAAAACCAGCUUAGGGAGCAGCAGCAGCAGCAGCAGGCGGGGGUCCAGCGGGGUGGGCAGGGGAGGAGUCACCCCGCCCCCCGUGACUCCUGUGAUGGUGACCCCAAACCAGACGCCUGACCUGGCUCGAGAUGACCUCCGGGCUUACGCCUACGAGGGGGACGGGUCAUCCUCGGGCUCCUUGACCUCCACGAUAUCAGAGCUCAAGGUGGAGAUCAGCGCCCGGGAGGAAGGGGAGACGGGCAGCGGCAGACCCUCCGCCAUCCAGCUCAUUCCAGGGUUCCUCGAGGUGAUGGACUUGUUAAAGAACCUCCCUGAAGCCUCAAACAGACCCUCGCCUCUCCAGCAGCCGCGGAGGAGAGUCCCUGAGCCACCCAGAUCACCCCCUGUGCCUCCCCCGCCUCCGCCACCCUCAGGAGAAGCCAUAGCAGCCGCAGCCGCCGCCGCCGCCGCCGCCAGUAGCAUCGUGUCCCUAGAGCCUGGAGAAGUGAAGGCCAGGACGAGGAUAGCGCACUUGUCCCCCUCACGGCGCAAAGGAGGAGAGGAAGCGGUGGAAGGGGAGCUGUCCACAGUCUGCUGACGGAGGACCAGCUGGUGGUGGCUGUGGAGGUGGUGGUGGUGGUGGUGGUGGGCGGGCAGGUGGUCAGGGGUUGGUGUGUGUUGGCGUGUGCGAGUGUGUGGUGGUUGCUGGUUGGUUGGUGGCUGUUUGUUUGUGUGAUUGUGACUAUUCUUCUUCCUCUUCUUCUUGUUCUUGUUCUUUUUCUUCUUGCUGAUUCUCUCUCUCUCUCUCUCUCUCUCUCUCUCUCUCUCUCUCUCUCUCUCUCUCUCUCUCUCUCUCUCUCUCUCUCUCUCUCUCUCUCUCUCUCUCUCUCUCUCUCUCUCUCUCUCUCUCUCAAAAGUACACCCAAAUGCACACACACACACACACACACACACACACACACACACACACACACACACACACACACACACACACACACACACACACACAUACAUACACAUAUGCACGAGCGCAAGCACACACUGCCCCUCUCCACCUCGUUUUUUUGUCUGAUAUUUUAUACGUUUAUAGAAUAUCAAUAAUAAAUGUUGCAUCAUCA